Molecule: messenger RNA, 3793 nt
Organism: Peromyscus eremicus (cactus mouse)
Lineage: Eukaryota; Metazoa; Chordata; Mammalia; Rodentia; Cricetidae
Gene: Nek1
Product: NIMA related kinase 1
Exons: 33
Coding region: 31-3732 (1233 amino acids)
Biological process (GO): protein phosphorylation
Molecular function (GO): ATP binding; protein kinase activity
Source: RefSeq, a predicted model, not a curated record
UAACCUAUAAAAAUGCCUUAAGAAAGAACCAUGGAGAAGUAUGUUAGACUACAGAAGAUUGGAGAAGGCUCAUUUGGAAAAGCUGUUCUUGUUAAAUCCACAGAGGACAGCAGGCAUUAUGUUAUCAAGGAAAUUAACAUCUCAAGGAUGUCCGGUAAAGAGCGGCAAGAAUCAAGGAGAGAAGUUGCGGUGUUGGCAAACAUGAAGCAUCCAAACAUUGUCCAGUAUAAAGAGUCAUUCGAAGAAAAUGGCUCUCUCUACAUAGUAAUGGAUUACUGUGAAGGAGGAGAUCUGUUUAAACGAAUAAAUGCUCAGAAAGGCGCUUUGUUUCAAGAAGAUCAGAUUUUGGACUGGUUUGUACAGAUCUGUUUGGCUUUGAAGCAUGUACAUGAUAGAAAAAUUCUUCACCGAGAUAUAAAGUCACAGAACAUAUUUCUAACCAAAGAUGGGACAGUGCAGCUUGGAGACUUUGGAAUUGCUCGAGUUCUUAAUAGUACUGUAGAGCUGGCUCGAACUUGCAUAGGGACUCCAUACUACCUGUCUCCUGAAAUCUGUGAAAACAAGCCUUAUAAUAAUAAAAGUGACAUCUGGGCUUUGGGCUGUGUCCUUUAUGAGUUGUGUACACUUAAACACGCAUUUGAAGCUGGAAACAUGAAAAACCUGGUACUGAAGAUAAUAUCUGGAUCCUUUCCUCCUGUGUCUCUGCAUUAUUCCUAUGAUCUCCGCAGUUUGCUUUCUCAGCUAUUUAAAAGGAAUCCUAGGGAUAGACCAUCAGUAAACUCCAUAUUGGAGAAAGGUUUUAUAGCUAAACGGAUCGAGAAGUUUCUCUCACCUGAGCUUAUUGCAGAAGAAUUUUGUCUAAAAACAUUUUCAAAGUUUGGACCACAGCCUAUACCAGGUAAAAGACCAGCAUCAGGGCACAGCUCCAUUUCUCUUGUCCCUGCUCAGAAAAUCACAAAGCCUGCUGCUAAAUACGGAGUGCCUUUAACACAUAAGAAGUAUGGAGAUAAAAAGUUACUUGAGAGAAAAUCACCCCCCAAACAUAAACAGGCCCAUCAAAUUCCAGUGAAGAAAAUGAAUUCUGGAGAAGAAAGAAGGAAGAUGUUUGAGGAAGCCGCAAAAAAAAGAAGGUUGGAGUUUAUUGAGAAAGAGAAGAAGCACAGGGAUCAGAUUAGUUUCAUGAAGGCCGAGCAGGUGAAGAGGCAAGAGAAGCAGCGGUUGGAGAGAAUAAAUAGGGCCAGGGAACAAGGAUGGAGGAAUGUUUUAAGGGCUGGUGGAAGCGGUGAAGUAAAGACUCCCUUUUUUGGCAGUGGAGGGGCUGUCUCUCCAUCUCCUUGCUCUUCUCGAGGGCAGUACGAACAUUACCACGCCAUUUUCGAUCAAAUGCAGCGACUAAGAGCAGAAGAUAACGAAGCGAGAUGGAGAGGAGGCAUCUAUGGUCGGCGGCUUCCAGAAAGGCAAAAAGGACAGCUCGCUGUAGAGAGAGCUAAGCAAGUGGAAGAAUUCCUCCAGCGGAAACGAGAAGCUAUGCAGAAUAAAGCCCGAGCUGAAGGACAUGUGGGAAUCCUGCAAAACCUGGCAUCUCUGUAUGGAGGCAGGCCCAGCUCUUCAAGAGGAGGGAAGCCAAGGAACAAUGAGGAAGAGGUUUAUCUGGCAAGACUGAGGCAAAUAAGACUACAGAAUUUCAAUGAGCGCCAACAGAUUAAAGCCAGACUUCGUGGUGAGAAUAAAGAAGCUAAUGGUACCAAAGGACAAGAACCAACAGAAGAAGCUGACUUGAAGCUCAGAAAGAUGGAGUCACUUAAGGCCCAAACAAAUGCACGAGCUGCUGUACUGAAAGAGCAGCUGGAGCGGAAAAGAAAGGAAGCCUAUGAGAGGGAAAAGAGAGUGUGGGAAGAGCAUUUGGUCGUGAGGGUAAGGAGCUCAGAUGUUUCUCUACCUUUGGAGCAUCAAGAAACAGGAGGUUCUCCAUCAAAGCAGCAGAUGCAACCUGUUAUUUCUGUGACUUCAGCUUUGAAAGAAGUAGGCCUGGACGGAAGUUUAACUGAUACCCAAGAAACUUCAGAAGAAAUGCAAAAGAGCAACAGUGCUAUUUCAAGUAAGCGAGAAAUACUGCGUAGGCUAAAUGAAAAUCUUAAAGCUCAAGAAGAUGAAAAGGAAAAGCAUCCUCACUCUGAUUCUUGUGAGAUCGCUGGUCAUAAAGAUGCCAAAGAGUAUGAGAAAGAAAAUGCUAUUUCCUCUGAUCGUAAGAAGUGGGAGGUUGGAGGCCAGCUUGUGAUUCCUCUGGAUGAAGUGACACUGGAUUCAUCCUUCUCUGCAGGUGAGAAACAUUCUGUGGGAGAGGUGAUUAAGUUAGAUUCUAAUGGCUCUCCAAGAAAAGUCUGGGGGAAAAGCCCUACGGAUUCUGUGCUGAAGAUACUAGGAGAAGCAGAGCUCCAGCUCCAGACAGAACUACUAGAAAACACAGCCUUUGAAAGUGAGAUUCAUCCUGAAGGGGAAAACUACAAAUCCUUACUCACUGGAGAAGAGAAACCAGAAUGUAUUUCAAAAGAAAUAAACCCGUCAGCUACUGUUGAUUCUGUUGAAACAAAAAGCCCAAAGUUUAGUGAGAUGCCUCCACCAGUGUUGGAUGGAAAUGUGGAAGAUCCUGAUGAUUUGGAAACGGAAGUUCUACAAGAGCCAAGUAGCACAACCCCAGAUGGGAGUUUGUCCCGUGUGGUUAAUGACGUGUGGAUUAGUGAGAAAGAAGCAGCUAAGGAGACUGAAUUGGAAGAUAACGUUGCCAUGCAGCAGAGUGAAGUUUGUGAAGAUAGAAUUAGGGGAAACGUGGACCAGUCUUGUGAGGAUCAUAUAGAACCUGCAGUAGAUGAUUCUCGGCAGUCUGGAUGUGAUGUAGAGAAGUCAGUACAACCAGAACCGUUUUUCCAGAAAGUGGUUCAAUCUGAGCACAUGAGCUCAGUUCAGUCAAUUCAUUGUUCACCAGAAGAAUCAACUUCCCUUCGAUCUCGCUCUGAUUCACCGCCAAAAACUAGAACCAAGAAUUCCUUACUGAUUGGGCUUUCGACGGGUCUGUUUGAUGCAAACAACCCAAAGAUGCUGAGGACAUGUUCACUUCCAGAUCUGUCCAAGCUGUUCAGAACCCUGAUGGAUGUUCCCACUGUAGGAGACGUUCAUCAAGACAGUCUUGAAAUAGAUGAGCUUGAAGAUGAGCGCAGUAAAGAAGGGCCCUCUGAUUCUGAGGACACCGUGUUUGGAGAAACUGACACAGAUUUACAAGAGCUUCAGGCCUCAAUGGAGCAGCUACUUAGAGAGCAGCCUGGCGAUGAAUACAGUGAGGAGGAGGAGUCGGUCUUAAAAAGCAGCGAGGUGGAGCAGGCGGCAAGGGGGACAGAUGCCGCGGACGAGGACGACAACCCCAGCAGUGAAAGCGCCCUCAAUGAGGAGUGGCACUCAGAUAAUAGUGAUGCUGAGACCACUAGUGAAUGUGAAUAUGACAGUCUCUUUAACCAUUUGGAGGAACUAAGACUUCACCUGGAGCAAGAAAUGGGCUUUGAAAAGUUCUUUGAGGUUUAUGAGAAAGUAAAGGCUAUUCAUGAGGAUGAAGAUGAAAAUAUUGAAAUUUGUUCAACAAUAGUUGAGAAUAUUUUGGGCAAUGAGCAUCAGCAUCUCUACGCCAAGAUUCUGCAUUUAGUCAUGGCAGAUGGAGCCUAUCAGGAAGACAAUGAUGAAUAAUCCUCAGGACAUUAUUUAUAUUCAACUAUAUGAAAACAUUUGAACUUGACUCAUAAUACAA